GGAGGAUCUAUUGCAUGGAAUUUUCGGAGAAAAUGACAGAAGGAUCUUCAUGGAAGCUUCUUAGUGAAGCGCAAGAUCUGUCAGCACUUCAUCGUAUUCUGAGUGACCUUUCUUCUGAGGAUAUACUGUCGUUGGUGGACAAGGCUUUUCUUGCUGUGAUCGGUGCAAAUUUUGCAGGUUGCAAUGGAUCAGCUUCUCCGUCUCUUCCCCCAUUCAUGUCUCAUGUUGUAGCCGCCUCAAAAUUGAAAUUUGAUCUCAAUGAGCCGUACUUCAAAGUCAGACGACUAUCUUUGCUUCAUUUGGCCAAAAUUGCUCUGCUGGAUCAGAAGCAUGUCAUCGAGUCGUCCUUGAGGGCGAGGUUGUUAACAUUCAGGAUUUUGCUGCUAUGGCAAAAAAUUCUUCGUGAACCUUGCACGAUUUUGAAGGAUCGCAUAGAUGAUAUUACUCGAGACCUUAAUAUCGACGAGCUGGAAGAUGAAGAGAAAGUACAGUACUUGCUAGAAAGGGCAAAUUCACAUCUGGUUUACUACAAUUACGAGAAAUGCUCUGACUGCAUAGAACAAGCAUUGAAGAUUUCUGGACUGAAUCUGGAGCUGGCGGGAAAAAUGGGUAAGCGGACACGUUUCCAGAAGGAUGACAUAGCCCAACUUGUUUUGAGCGCCAAUUCUACAGCGCCGUCGCAGGUUCACCUAGAUGCAGAUGUUCCCGCAAAUUGCUCUCUAAACGAUGAUACCCUCCUUGAAAACAUCUCACUUGCCGAAGGCGACACGCAGGCUGGAUAUCUAUCUCCUAUACAACUUGCUGUAAUUCUGGCUGUCUUUCGAUAUGAACGGCGAACUGAACACUGUGACGAGCUAUUCAUGGAAAGAGCAGACGCAUUUCUCGACAAGAUUAUCAGUCAGAGACGAUGUUGGCCGGUGCAGACUGCAGCUCUGUUAGCUAGAUCUGAGCUGGAAAGGACGAAAAAUCGACGAGUGGAAAGAGCAUGUGCACAGUCUGAGUUGAUUUGCAAAUUGAUGGAUGGAGAUGACAAGACUGCUGAAGAUGUGAUCUCAAAGCGUUGCAAAUUUGUGCUUGCCAGCGGUUUGGAUCCUUUUUGGGAAGCUCACGUUAUACAUGCGGAGACUCUGCGAUCUCUAGGGUGCACAUCGGAAUGCUUGCUAAUCUACGAGAAGCUUGAAAUGUGGGAUAAUGUCAUAGACUGUUUCAAGCAACUCGGUCAGCUGGAGAAGGCAGAAGCUUUGAUUAGAAAAUUAUUAGCAGAUCGGCCUAAUGACUCUAUGCUCUAUUGCUAUUUGGGAGACAUAACUUUGGAAAGAAGUUAUUACGAUAAGGCCAUUGAGAUAUCAAAUGACCGAAACGCUCGUGCUCGCAAGUCAUAUGGAUUCUUGAUGUUGAUUCGUAAUCAAUUUGAUAGUGCAUAUGAGCAUCUGAGGAGGAGUCUAGAACUGCAACCUAUACAGCUCGGAGUGUGGUUCAAUGCCGGUUACUGUGCGUGGAAGUUGGAACGUUAUGCAGACGCAGUCACCUGCUAUCAUCGAUGUGUUAGCUUCGAGCCAGAACAUUUUGAAGCGUGGAACAAUCUAUCGGCUGCUUAUAUCAAGUUGGGACAGAAAGAGAGAGCUGCCAAAAUUUUAAAGGAGGCCUUGAAGUUCAACUAUGAACACCCAAAAGUGUGGGAGAAUUAUCUUCUUCUAUGCGUGGACACCGGACAAUUUGAUCAGGCGAUCCUAGCGUUCCACCGACUGCUGGAUCUCAAUAAACAGCAAAAAGAUGACGAAGUCUUGGAAAUCCUCGCUGCAAAUGUAUCAAAAAUGUGUGAUGAGGCUGAUGACGAGCAGUCGAGGAAUGAAGCGUCAUCAUUGAAGGCAGAGCUGGUGAAGCUGUUUGGACGAGUCAGCUCGGCAUGGCGAUCGUAUGCAUCCCUGAAGAAACCCAAAAGCGAUAACAUUGAAGAGGCAGAAAAAUACAUACAGCUGUUGGAGAGAGCGUUACUUGCAGACUCGAAUAAGCCCAAUUGGAGCAAAGAUGCUCAACAAUGUUGUUCUGUGCUUUCCUCAGCCAUUCAAUUAUCUACCGAACGUCUCCGCGUUGCCUCGCUCAAAGGAGACGAUGCGGUAAAACAGGCAAAAUCGCGAGUGAGGAUGUCUCUCAGACCAAUGGUCACGAUAACAAAAAAGGAGUGGAGCGGACGCGAGCAUGAUGGGGAAAAAUUUGCAGAAAUUACAAAAUUGUUAAAUGAAGCUGAUAAAAUGUUAUCGGAAGUAUCUUUAUAAUUUGUGUGGAGAUUGUUAUCUGUUUUAUCGUUCCAUUCUUGAUUGUUACCGC
Messenger RNA from Cylicocyclus nassatus, 2328 nucleotides. Lineage: Eukaryota; Metazoa; Nematoda; Chromadorea; Rhabditida; Strongylidae. The record is from the annotation of a GenBank genome assembly.